UUUUUGCAUUUUGGUGUUGAUAUAAAAUUGGAUUAGUGAAUUGAUAAAAACAAAACGUUUAUUACACGGUAUUUAGGUGUACACAAUUCUGAUAAAUGGAUGUCUUCAGGAAAGGUCUCGUUCAUUGUAAGCGAUGUAUUCAUGGUUUUCGCCAAAAUGCUAUCGCUCGAAGUUUGUCCAGUAAGAGUUUAGAAACGGCGCCGCCAGUGGGCAGCUCUGCAGAGGCGGGCGACGGUGACGGCGCGGACGAAGCGGGCGCGCGCUGGGAGCGGCGCGUGGUGUCGGGCGUGCAGCCGACGGGAGCGCUGCACGUGGGCAACUACUUCGGCGCGGUGCGGCGCUGCGUGCGCCUGCAGGACGCCGGCGACGACCUCACCAUCUUCAUCGCCGACCUGCACUCGCUCACCACUAAACAGGACCCUCAACAGCUCCAAGAGAACGUUCUAGACCUAACAGCGUACCUGCUAGCCAGCGGCAUCGACCCGGACCGGAGCACACUGUUCGCGCAGUCGGCCGUGCCGCGCCACGCCGAGCUGUGCUGGCUGCUGGCGUGCCUCGCCACGCACGCGCGGCUGGCGCACCUGCCGCAGUACAAGGAGAAGGCCGCCGCCACCAAGGAGGUGCCGCUGGGGCUGCUACUCUACCCUGUGCUGCAGGCGGCGGACGUGCUGGUGUACCGCGGCACGCACGUGCCGGUGGGGCGCGACCAGCUGCAGCACCUGCAGGUGGCGGCGCAGCUGGUGCGGACCUUCCGCCACCGCUACGGACCGCUCUUCCCCACGCCGCGCCCGCUGCUGCCAGAGGAUGGCAGUGACAGGAUACUGAGCUUACGCGACCCGAGUAAGAAAAUGUCGAAGUCGGACGCUGACCCCAAGUCGCGGAUACUGCUGAGCGAUUCGGACGACGUUAUCACUAAAAAAAUCAGAAAAGCAGUCACAGACUUCACUCCACAGGUGACGUACGAGCCGGAGGCGCGGCCGGGCGUGGCCAACCUGGUGGCGCUGCACUGCCUGGCCGCCGACAAGACGCCCGAGGAGGUGGUGGAGGAAAGCGACGGGCUCACCACGGCGCAGUACAAGCGCGAGGUGGCGCGCGAGCUGUGCGCGACGAUCGCACCCAUUCGCGAGCGUGCUCGUCAGUACCGCGCGCGGCCGGCGCUGCUGCGCGACGUGCUGCGGCACGGGGCGGCGCGUGCACGGCCUCGUGCCGACGACGUGUUCCAGCGCGCCGCCGAGCUCACCGGCCUCGCGCCCGCCGCGCCCGCCCGGGCCGCGCACCUCGCACGAGGCUAACGACCAGCCGGACCACAAUGAGGGCUAUCGUUUUUAUAUUCCAUUUGCGAUUACCUAUAAAUGGCUAAGCAGAUGCAUAAUUUAAGGUCCCAUUAUUUGUAUUGUAUUGCUGUUGGUUUUCCGAAUAAAAUAAAAUAAAUAAAUAAAUACUUAACAGUUGGCACCCCUGGUGAUUGACAGGACCUUACUCUACAGUGACGCCAUCUUGAUGAGUACAAAUGCGAUAGUCCUCCUCCUACCACUUUAGAGCUCACCAGUGAGGGCUAUCGUUUUUAUACUUAACAGUUGGCACCCCUGGUGAUUGACAGGACCUCACUCUACAGUGGCGCCAUCUUGAUGAGUGCAAAUGCGAUAGUCCUCCUCCUACCGCUUUAGAGCUCACCGGUUGGUGCCACUGUCUUCGCUCCUAGCAAGUGACAGGACCUUACUCUACAGUGGCGCUAACCGGUGAGCGCUAAAACGAUAGCCCUCAUUCAACUGGGACUGCGACUGUGACAUUUGUAGAACGUGCAAUAUCCUGGAACCCACCAAAGUUUAGCCCGCUGUCUUAGAUUAAUAAGGCCUAGAAUUAGAUGGAUAGUCUUCAUACAAAGGCAUCGUCAAAAGUGAGACAAAAAUCUUGUCAUUACCAGAGUAAAUACAAAUGAGUAGGUUAUCUUCAUAGAAACGCACCGGGCGCAGUUUGUAUGUGAACGCGCCAAUACGUAUGCGGCGCGCACGCACACACUGACAAAAUUUAGCGUAGAUUAGCGGGGACCCGUGGAGGAGCCAGUCAUGCUUGCGCCGAAUUUUGAUUUUAUCGUAAUAAAAUGUUAUUAUUUGUUAUAUAACACAUAUUAUUAAAAUAAUAAUCAAGUUUAAAAGUUACCUCACUUUUCGUGCACUUACUAUCUAUAGCUAGGCUUUAUUUGUCUGUGCCGACGCGGGAGCUUAGAAACUCAAUAAACUCCCAGUGUAAAAUACUACUCUCAAAGAGUUCCUUUUAUUUCUACGCAUAAUCCUUUAGAAGUACACACGGGCACAGUGUUAACUAUCUAUUUCCAUGACUGCCUGACAUGACUAACAAUGGGUAGUUAACACUGUUGCCGAUAGUACCUAGUUUAUGCUUUAAACUGUUGAAAAAUCAUAUAAACAAAUUAGGUAUUUAUUUAGUUAAAAUAGUUCGUAAGGAUAUUUUUUUUUAAUGCUUAGGGAUUAAAACAAUCCUUUCUUUCUUGUUUGUUAAUAGGGAUGUACAUAAAUUAAAUAAUACAAAAAUA
Molecule: messenger RNA, 2551 nt
Organism: Ostrinia nubilalis (European corn borer)
Lineage: Eukaryota; Metazoa; Arthropoda; Insecta; Lepidoptera; Crambidae
Gene: TrpRS-m
Product: tryptophan--tRNA ligase, mitochondrial
Exons: 7
Coding region: 96-1292 (398 amino acids)
Biological process (GO): mitochondrial tryptophanyl-tRNA aminoacylation
Cellular component (GO): mitochondrion; mitochondrial matrix
Molecular function (GO): ATP binding; tryptophan-tRNA ligase activity
Source: RefSeq, a predicted model, not a curated record